AGGUGCCUAUCUAGCGAGCGCCCCCUAUGAAGCCCCGAAGUUCAAAGAAUGGCAGUUCUUCACUUUAUCAGACGCGCUCUGGCUUCAGCAAACCUACGGAAAAAGAUGGCGCUGCCCAUGUUAAGAGGUUGUUUCAGGUUGCAGUCAACAUUUAGCUUCAGUCGCCUGUUUUUAAAAGAGCGACUCGUCCUGAACCGGCUCGGUAACAGGCGACUACCUCCCUGUUCUCCCGCCGCUGUCGCGGCAGCGGUCCGUCGCUAUAGCUCGGACCAGGGAGAGCAAAAGCACCAGAAGGUGGUGGUGGUCGGCAUCCCGAACCCCUUCAUCUGGUUCCGCACCCGGAUUUACUACUUCCUCAUCAGGACGUACUUCGACAAAGAGUUCAGUAUAGAGGAAUUCACGGAGGGGGCGAAGCAGGCCUUCUCUCAUGUUUCCAGGCUGCUGUCACAGUGCCAGUUUGAAGCCUUGGAGGGCCUCGUAGCUAAAGACCUGAUUGGGAAGCUGGAGGAAAAGUGCAACCUGCUGCCUUCCGACUAUAAGAAAGCACUGUCUGCAGAGCCCGAUGAGAUCAUGUACACAACCCCCGGGGAUGUGGGAAUCUUCUACGAUGACAACGGUAGGAAGUUUGUCAGCAUCUUGAUGCGUUUCUGGUAUCUAACGAGCGCACGCCUUCCCGAAGACUCCAUGGAGGGAACUCGUAUCUUCCAGAUGGCCAUUGGAGAAGGAGAACCAGAAACUAAAAGACUGCUUACUGCAAUUUAUGAAUUCCAGAGGGAGUUUACUAAAGGAGUUCCUCCAGACUGGACCAUCACCAGGAUAGAGCACUCCAAGCUUUUGGACUGAGGUGGUGUUGAAAGGAAAAUAGUCACAGCUCAAGAUUAUCCACACAGGGGGGAGUGAGACACAGCUCCUCAACGAAAAGGACUAAGUUGGAUUUAUCCACAAUUUACUUAAGCAAAGACACAGGAGCCAAUCACAGCCGCUCUACUAAAUACCACCUUGAACUCCUGAUUUGAUUCCUCGCUCUUUCAUGACGUAGAAAUUAGAGAUUUAAGCCUGAUUUGGCUUGUAACCCCUGCUCUCAAAAGUCGAACACUUUCAGGAAGAAAGUGUUAUCUUCCAGUUAACAGUCAUGUGAUCCCAGAUGGGUGGGUCUUCAGACAGAUUAACAGCGACCAGCUGAUUUGAAAUGAAUACAUUGUGAUGGUGCUGAUGCGAUAAAUGUCUCCCAGCUCAAUUUGACCUGAGUCUGACGAAGUGACUGAAACCACUGAGAUUUUUUUAAUCUUUUUUCAGUCUUCGAUCUGCUGCUGUGUAUUCUCAUCUUUCAAAGCUGAACACAUUAUGAGAUUAAACACUUCAUGUGAAAUCAUUCCUUGAGAGAAAACACUCACUGUUUUUCAGAGAAGACCGACGGACGUCUGUUUCUGUAACUAUGGAGCUGCGAUCAGGAUGUACGUGGCAUUUUUUUUGUUUUUUGUCUCUGAUUUAUUUCCUGACCCUUUGCCUUCAGGAGUUUUUGGAGUAUGUACCUGCUGUACAUGUGUCUCUGAUGGUUAAGGCAGCUUCACGAAGCUGCAGCAGACUCGGUUUUAUUAAAGAUUUGAGGAAUGAAGUGUAUGCUGCUCCUGUGCAGUUUCUGACACGUUUGUUGUUAUAUAUGCUGACAGCGUGUUUGUGGAUGUUCUAGAUUU
This is a messenger RNA of Pelmatolapia mariae (spotted tilapia), 1694 nucleotides long. RefSeq names its product matrix AAA peptidase interacting protein 1 (gene maip1). Gene Ontology annotation, molecular function: ribosome binding. The transcript is spliced from 5 exons. The record is from RefSeq and is a predicted model, not a curated record. Gene Ontology annotation, cellular component: mitochondrial inner membrane. Bases 49 to 843 code for a protein of 264 amino acids. Gene Ontology annotation, biological process: protein insertion into mitochondrial inner membrane from matrix. Lineage: Eukaryota; Metazoa; Chordata; Actinopteri; Cichliformes; Cichlidae.